Molecule: messenger RNA, 1253 nt
Organism: Syngnathoides biaculeatus (alligator pipefish)
Lineage: Eukaryota; Metazoa; Chordata; Actinopteri; Syngnathiformes; Syngnathidae
Gene: czib
Product: CXXC motif containing zinc binding protein
Exons: 6
Coding region: 497-1069 (190 amino acids)
Molecular function (GO): zinc ion binding
Source: RefSeq, a predicted model, not a curated record
CUAGCAUGCUCAUUUUGACUACUACUGACGAGAAUUGCAUUUUCCGUGUCGAAUCGGAUCACCCGAUGUGUUCCACGAAGUUUACCACUGACCUACAGAUGUGGUAUAAGUACUCACAUUCUGUACAUGAAUCAUAAAUAGAAGUAUCGAUCCGUGCGUACAACAGAAACACCGAGUAAAAGUACUACUGUUUUGCUACCGGCACAUCCCCAGACAGCUAUUUGGGUAUUGAUUGACCUCUGACCUGUGACGUAACAGCAGUAGGCCACUGACCUAAAAAAAAACCCAACAAAAGAAUAACACACGCCAUCUUGGUACUCCCAAAACGCGUGGAGGACAUGAAAUACGACAAAUAGUGACAAGAUGAUGAACAUGCGCCGCGAUAUCGCUAUUUUAGCAGUAGUUACGUAGUAGAGUCACAGUUUGGAAACAACGUAUGUAAAUAAGCAUUUACAAAGUCUUUGUUUGUGAAUAUCUAACUUAACCACAUACCGCUAUGUAUGUACAUAUCCGCAGCGUAUGGUCCGGCGCGGCUACUGUACGGAAAAACGAAACUCCGCCGAGUGGGUGCGGCUUACUAACCUUUGCACUCUGUCGUCCAGAAAAUACGCUCAAGUGUGGCAACUGCGGCGAGAUUCCGGACAAAUGGCAGUACGUCAACCUGGCGGAGAGCGCCCCGUUAAAAGGAGGAAGGGGAAGCGCCAGCAUGGUUCAGAAGUGUAAACUUUGCUCCAGGGAAAAUUCCAUUGGUAAGAGCUUGCGAGCAAUUUCUUCGAGCUUUGCAACUCGUGCAGAGAGAGAUUUCUUUCUUGCAGAUAUCCUUGAGGACACCAUCGCGCCUUACAAUGCCGAGGACAGUGAGAAGUUCAAGACGAUGGUGCAGUUUGAAUGUCGAGGUCUGGAGCCCGUUGACUUCCAGCCACAAGCGGGCUUCGCUGCGCAGGGAACCGAGUCUGGAACCGCCUUUCCGGAAGUAAACCUGCUAGAAAAAGAUUGGACAGACUACGAUGAGAAGGUCAAAGAGUCGGUGGGAAUUUACGAGGUCACGCACCGGUUCAUCAAGUGCUGAAGUCACGUGACGUGGCUUCAGGAACACUGCGGACAGAUUGUCUCGUUUCCACGCGGACGGACCGACGGAUUCGGACGAUUUCAUAGCCUCAAUCAAUUCGACUUUCCACGAACAUAUACAUAUAUAUUAGCACAGCUCCAUUCACAGCUGUUUACAACGAUGUCAAUAAAAAUGAAAGGACAAA